Scheffersomyces amazonensis is the source of this 4314-nucleotide messenger RNA. RefSeq names its product protein kinase (gene GIN4). Lineage: Eukaryota; Fungi; Ascomycota; Pichiomycetes; Serinales; Debaryomycetaceae. The record is from RefSeq and is a predicted model, not a curated record. The transcript has 2 exons. Gene Ontology annotation, molecular function: protein serine/threonine kinase activity; ATP binding. Bases 208 to 4263 code for a protein of 1351 amino acids. Gene Ontology annotation, biological process: intracellular signal transduction; protein phosphorylation. Gene Ontology annotation, cellular component: cytoplasm.
UCGCAUAGUAAAAAAUUUCAAUUUGAAAUGUAAAUACAUUUCUGGCCACAUAGCACGACUUUAUCCAAAUUUCACUAAAACUCCAAAACUUUUAUAAAACUCCAACAAACACCCUCCCUCCCAAUUAGUUCCGUGUAAUUAACCAUUGACCGAGUAGAUUUGAGUACAGAGAAGAGUGUGAUAUCAAAAUCAAAUUCAAAAUCAAAUAUGUCAUAUCACUCAAGACAAAACUCCUUAGCCACCAUCGGUAGUACAUCUCAUAAUCAUCCUCAGAAGAUUGGACCAUGGAAGUUAGGCAAGACUUUAGGCAGUGGAGCUACAGGACGAGUGUUGUUGGCUACGCAUCAGCUUACGGGCCAGAAAGCAGCCGUCAAGGUAGUCAGUAAAUCAGAAUUACAUGAUGAAGAAGUGCCUCAUAAGAGAUCGGCUGAUGAUGCUGGAUUACCUUAUGGAAUUGAACGAGAGAUUAUAAUUAUGAAAUUAUUAACUCACCCAAAUGUAUUACGAUUAUAUGAUGUAUGGGAAACUUCUAAGGCACUUUACUUAGUAUUAGAAUACGUUGAAGGAGGAGAAUUAUUUGAUUUAUUGGUGGAAAGAGGACCCCUUGAAGAAGUCGAAGCUAUAAAGUAUUUUAGACAAAUUAUCUUAGGAACAGCUUAUUGUCAUGCAUUGGGGAUAUGUCAUCGGGAUCUUAAACCCGAGAAUUUAUUAUUGGAUGCUUCAUUAAAUGUUAAAUUGGCCGAUUUCGGUAUGGCUGCUUUAGAAAGUAAUGGGAAAUUAUUAGAAACUUCUUGUGGAUCUCCUCAUUAUGCUGCGCCAGAAAUUGUUAGUGGAUUAAAGUAUCAUGGAGCUGCUUCGGAUGUCUGGUCAUGUGGAGUCAUUUUAUUUGCUUUAUUAAGUGGAAGAUUACCCUUUGAUGAUGAAAAUAUUCGAAACUUAUUACUAAAAGUUCAGGCUGGAACCUUUGAAAUGCCCGAAGAAAUCAGUCCUCAAGCCACGGAUUUGAUUAGGAAGAUGUUAACCGUUGAUCCCCUCAAGAGAAUCCCUACUGAACGCAUUUUAAACCAUCCUUUAUUAACGAAAUACCCUAUUCCUAGUGAGGAUCUUAUCAGUGUGAAAUCGUUACCUCAUCCAGAAACGGCCUAUAAAUCUUUAGGAUCUAUAAAGAAUAUCGAUAAGCAAAUCUUACUGAAUUUAUCGAUCUUAUGGCACGACAGAGACGAACAAGACAUUAUCAAAUGUCUCUUAAAGAAUGGGCCUAACCCCGAAAAGACCUUCUAUGCUUUAUUAAUGAGAUAUAGACAUAAUCAGGAUGAUCCUUCAGUCCAGAACACUCCGGCCCGAUCUCGUUCAGGGUCUAGAAAGGCCACAGGCACUCCGAAAAAGAAGAGACACAGUCAGAUCAGUGCUUCUAGACCGACAUCUUUCCAGUAUAAACAUGGAACCACCACCACCACCACCGGCAAUAGACUGUCGGCUAUCAAUGGACAUAAUGGAAGAAUACUGGCCAGUUCAAGUGUGCAGAACUCUCCUCGAAAGAGAUUAUCGUAUACACAGUCUCCCUAUAAGUCUCCCUAUAAGUCUCCCUAUAAGUCUCCUAGAAGAUACCAACAACAAUAUGAAGACACUACUCGAAUCCCCGUAGUGCCUAGAAACAUAUAUAAUGAAAUCAUUCAACAUCAGCAAGUACCUCAAGCUCCUCAAGCUCCUCAAGCACCAGCUUCAACGUCCAGUUCAUAUCCCUCCAUGCCUCCUUCUUUACCAUCUAAAGACAGUUAUUUGGCCCAGAGCAGAACGUCUAUCUACCAGCCAAAGGAAGCACCUGUGCCUGAGUUAAUGAACUCUGCCAAGAUUGAUAACAAUAUCAAUAACAAUAUCAAUAACAACAAUAAGAGAAGCUCAGUCAUCAAACGUAGUGGAUCCAAAAACCGGUUAUCGAAAAGAAUGUCCAUGAGACUUUCUAUGACCAAUGGACUAAAGAGAAACUCCAUAACCACCAAACUUUUAUCUACCUAUGCUAAAUUGGCAGGCGACAGUGAUUGGGAAUAUGUUGAUAAACAAGCCAAAAGAACAUCGGCUACGUUUGCAACUCUCUGUGACAAGAUCUUCAACCAAGAAGAGUAUAAUGAAGACGAUGAGAAUCUUAUAGAUGAAGAAGAGAAACAAGCCAAAGAGUAUGAGAGACUCAUGGAACUUGAACGUAAGAAAUAUGAAGCGGAGUUACGAGCUCGAAAGGAAUUAGAAAAGAAGAAGAGGAGAGAGAAGAGACGGUCUUUAUUGAGUUCGAGAAAGUUGAGUAUACUCAUUCGAGACGAUACUAAAGAUGAAGCAGCCAAUAAUAGUGAUAUAGACAUUACUGAUAAUGGUAUUAGACAACCAAAGAGACAGUCGAAGUAUGCGCCUGCUUUGAGAUCAUUAUCGGAAGGCAAUAGUAACAGUAACAGUCAAGACACAGAUGAAUUAACGAGAGCAGAUCUUGAAGACCUCAAGCGUCGAUCAGUCACUCAGCCAAUCCCCAGAAGAAGACAGACUCCAAUCUUAACCAGAAGACCCGUAUCCAAAUUGGAUCCGUUAUGGCAAGCGUAUGAAAAUGAAGAGUUGAACAAAGCGCAGGAUGAUUUAGAACAUGAAUGGAGACAACAGAACAUGAAGAAGAGUCAUAGGAAUCGUAAUAACCGAGAUUCAAUGAUCUCUGUGAUUGACGAUCAUCGUAGUAAUGGUAGAGUUGCUAAGGAUGACGAUUAUGAAAAUGAUCCUGAUUACGAAUUGCCAGAACCUCAGAUGGAUAGAUCGAACUUAGCCGAAGAAUAUCAGUCGGAAAUCAAAAAAUCUCGAUUACUAAAUAGUCAAUUAAACUUAAAGGGCAGUCUAGUUAAGAAAGAUACCGUCAAUGAACCCAAGACAUUAAUUGGUAAUGUUAAGAUUCCCAAUGUUACUCGAAAGUCUCGGAAUUUCACUAAUUCUAAUAAGAGAUUAUCGGUAUUAUCGAUGUAUUCUACUAAGGAAUCAUAUCAUGAUUUGAGUUCCAUCUUAAGUCCUCAUCCUGAUCAUGAUCAUAAUCAUAAUGAUCAUGAACCCAAUGGGACUUUACCUGGAUUAAGAACUAGUUUUGCUGAUCGAUUAGAUAAGGCAGGAAUGGUUGAAGAAGAUGAUGAGGAUGAAGCUCCAUUAGAUGAAGGGUCUAUUUUAGAUUUUGAUGAACAUCUUGCUAACAAAAGAGUGUCUUAUUAUGGACCUUCAAGUAGUAGAAGAAAUUCUCGAUAUAGCACUAUUAGAAAUGGUAGUAAUACCACCACCAAAAGACCUUCCUCUAAAUUGCCUCAUUUACCUAAUGAAGAUACAGAAGAAGAGGUCGAUGAUUAUACUUUUGCAACUAAGAAUGAUAGUGUUCAUAAUAGAAAGAGUCAUGGAUCCAGUAAACAUCACUCUAAGCAUCAUUCAGAUGAUGAAGAUGCCGAUGGAGAUGUAACGGAUGUGUUUGACCAUAUUAAAUUACCCGAUAAUAAAUCACAGAGAUCGAGUCAACCACCCAGAAAGACAAAGACUAAAUCCAUGUUACCCAGUGCCGAAUCCAUGUUAAUACCGGAUGUUCAGAAGAUGCCACCUCAACCGCAACCUUAUGCAAAGGUUCGUAAACCCAAGCCUUCAACUCAUAAUGGGAAUGGUAAUAGUACUGGUAAUGCUAAUGGAAAUGGUUUACCAACACCAACCAGUGGUAAGAUUCCUUUAGCCGAUACUACUAAUAGACCUAAUGCCGAAGAUAAACGAUCUAGAAGUAUAUUUAGAAAAUUAUCUUGGGGAUCUAAAAAGACUAUGGAAGAUGGAGUAACUCAAUUACCAUCGCCAGCCGAUUCUCGAGCUGGAUCUAUUGAAGUUAAGAAAUCUUCAGGAGGAGGAAUGUUUGGUUGGUUAUCUUCGUUAUCUACUAGUUCGAAAUUAGAGGCAGAUUUUAAACGGUUCAAUGCCAUUUUACCAAAACAUGAAAUGGCUACUGCCUUAUUUGCAUUAUUAAAUUCCUGGUCUAAUUUUGGAUUAAAGGAUUUAAGAAAUGAUUUACACAGUUAUACCAUAACUGGAUCUAUAUCACGUAAUAAUUCAUUUAAUUUAAAGAGUUGUAAAUUUAGAAUUAAAGUUAAUACUCGAGACUUUAAUCAAAAGUCGGAAAUUGUUUGUGUUAGAGUUAAGGGGUCAAGAGCUACUACUGAUACUUUAUUUAGAGAGAUUGAGAAAGUAUUACGUAAAGAAGGGGUUAUGGACGAAUAGAUAUUGUAGUUGUACUUUUAGUUAUUGUAGUAUAGUAUAGUAUAUAUGAAA